UUGAAUCCAUUGCCCCUAUUUCCUGUCACAUGGGUUGGAAAUAGGAUCCCUGUUUUCUACUAUCUGGUCUCGUCUUUGUGGUGUCAGUGUAGUAGUAGCUGCAGGAGCUGACUUGAAGUUCAGGGACUUUUAACGCCGUCUAAAGCGCGACUCCUACGCAGAUCCAGACAGACAGUCAGUCAGUCAGUCCAGCAGCCUCGCCGGCCGGUCCGCGCAUCCGUCCGUCAGGCUGCACUUCACCUGAGAGCCGCUUCAGACUCUUUAACCACACGAUGGAUUCCUGGACGGUCACCUUUGCGCUCCUGCUCGCUGGGUUUAUUUCCUCCGCGGCUUUUAGUCACUUCGACACCGAGUGUUACACUGCAAACGGGGAAGACUACAGGGGUUUCCAGAACCAGACCAGCCUGCAUGGUGGUAAACCCUGCCUCUUCUGGAAUGAGACCUUCCAGCACCCUUACAACACCCUCAAAUACCCGAAUGGAGAAGGAGGUCUGGGCAGCCACAACUACUGCAGGAACCCUGAUGGUGAUGUUCAGCCGUGGUGCUACAUUGCAGAUCAUGAAGACGGCAUCUACUGGAGAUACUGUGACAUCCCUACGUGCCAGAUGCCUGGGAACCUGGGCUGCUUCAAAGACAGCGGUGACCCUCCGACUCUGUCUGGCACCAGCGAAACCUCCAACAAACUCACGAUUCAGAACUGCAUCAGCUUCUGUAGGAAGCAGAGAUACAAGCUUGCCGGCAUGGAGUCAGGAUACGCUUGUUUCUGCGGCAACGAAGUGGACCUGCACGACCACGGCGAGUCCCCCAGCAUGGAGUGUAACCACGUUUGCUUCGGCGACCACACGCAGCCCUGCGGAGGAGACGGCUGGGUCAUCAUCUUUGACACCCGAGUUGGGGCGUGUGGUGGGAACUACUCCUCUCCAUCAGGAGUCAUCUACUCCCCCGACUUCCCUGACAAAUACGGGGCUGGCCGUGUUUGCUACUGGACUAUCCAAGUCCCCGGCUCAUCGGCCAUCCUCUUCAACUUCACCUUCUUUGACAUCUCCGACCAGACCGACAUGGUGGAACUACUGGAUGGCUACACCAACCAGGUGGUGGCGCGUUUCGACUGGCGCAGUCCACCGCGGGAGCUGGUGAACAUCACAGGCGACUUUGUCAUUCUGUACUUCUACUCCGAUCGCACCAACCAGGCCCAGGGAUUUGCUCUUCUCUACCAAGCUCUCAGGAGCCAGGACACCAGAACGAUGGAGGCUGAAGGAGAUGAAGAGGAUGAACGGGAGGACGUCUCCAGCACGGCCGGGCCUCAGCUGGCGGGCAGCGUCACCGAGAGAUCUAACAGCACGUCUAACGGACGUUCCUCCCAGAUCCUCUACGUGAUCACGUCCAGCCCCGGUAAACCGGAGCACAACAUGCCAGGUCAGUGGGCUGGACGCGGCGAGACCACCGGCCACAGCGCUAUGUGGACCAUCUACGCUCUGGCUGCUCUGCUCAUACUGACCGUCAUAGCCAUGGUGGCGAAGCUGCUGCUGCACGUCACAGUCAAGUCCCCAAACAUCCCGACGGUCAGCGGUUCGGACAGCUGCAGUCAGAGCACGGCGUCCUCUGAGCCGUGGAUCAUCCUGUACCGACCCUCCACCAUCUCCCUGUUCAAGAAGAAGCUAAAGAACCACCACGGCGACCUCAGCCCUCUGGUGGGCAACUAGCGCUCCCGCUGCGCUCCACCUUUUUAAGCCAAACGUUUCCGCCACCCACAGCUACUCCGUACAGGGGCCGUCGGAUCGCAGGCCCUCAGACAAUGAAAAACUGUGUGCGGUGCUACGCUAACAAGCACCACAAACUGAGCGGCUAAUCACAACUGACUGAGUGUACUGCUACUAAUCGGCCCGUGUGGCGCAGCGGCGAGGCCCUUCCCGUCCUGCUCGGCAGCAGAGGGAGCAGGCAGGGCUGUCGAGGAGCGCCGGUGUGGGAGAGGAGAGCAAAAGAUUGGACAGAGGAAGAUCUGCAGCUCUACUAGCAGACAUACAAGGACGCUUUUUAACAUGCAGAAAGCCCAUUUGCAUCACCCACGGAUGUCCCCACCAAUCAACAUACCUCCAAAAAACACAAAAAAAAUACCCUCCACACUGCAGCGAAAAACAGCCCGGAGCAGAAUAACGACUAGCUCGGUUCAGUGGCAACCUUCAUCAGCAUCAAGGAGAGGAUGAAGAAGUGGAGUCUUUGAUAAACACACACAUAUAUGCUGUAACAGUUUUGUAAAACUCUUCUAACUGCCUCAUACGGAUGAUGAACACUCGCAGCCAAAAUCCUCCCAUCCAAAGAGUUGUAUAUUUGUCUUUUUUUCAAAUCUGUAUGCAAAUGCGAAACAUUUUGUGUUUUUUUUUUUUUUCUCUUUUUUGUUUUGGGAUGUGUUUUACAUGACAGCUGGAUUUCUGUAGGAGACGUGACAAAAAAAAAGUCACGUGGAAGGUAGAUAUCACAGCACUUUGGAGAUGAAUUGUUCACCGCAAAAGAUCAGAAGAGGAAAAGAGAAGCUCCCACUCAUUCACUCAUGGAUUCGGGUGGAGAAGUGGCUCUGUACAGUGGGGUGGAGGUGGAGGGAGGGAGUUGGGUGGCGCAGACUGCACACUAACUGCCAUUUAGGGAGGCUCGGGGAAGAUCUGAGGGCUUUUUCUGCUCGGUUGUGGGUGGGAGUCUUUCCGGUUUGAUGGUUGUUCAAGUGCCUUAAGGAUCUCCUCUUCCCUUGUCUCAGAUUCCUCACAUCUGUUUCCCUCACAAAGCCGACCGAGGUCCCUCACAAAGGUCUGCACUUCUUCACAAUCAUGGCAGAUAUGAAGAGUUUCAUUCCAAAACAAGACUUGUAUGUAAAGAAAAAAAAACGGGAAAAAAAGUCGGCCGUUCUUGUACAGUGAUUGAAAGCAUUCAUCAUUUUUAAAACACUCAGUCGUUCACAACUGAACACGUCUCCACUGGAUCUUUUACAUUUUUGACACAUGAUGGACAUUAGAUGUUUUGAUUAGCUUUUUUCCCCAAAAUGACCACAUUUGGAUUAGAACUCUUCAUAUAAUGACAGACAAGGCUUUAAAAGAAAUGUUUGUUUCUAAUUCAUGUGCUCUUAUGUGUAGUCUUGGACAUUUACUGAACAUAUUGUUCACAUUAAGUUGUCUUUUGAUUACGAGGGGGGAGGGGGAUGAAUGCUGUUGUAUAUUAUGUAAUUCAGUGUGGAAAUAAUGAUAUUUAUGACCGCUCUUUCAUUUUGUUUCUCGGCAAAGCAUUUGAGAGACCCGUCAAAGUGUUUUUCUGUAGUUUUUUUUAACUUUCUCAUCAACUUAGCUCAAAGGUGGAAUGCAUUUUUUUUUUCUUAUACAGCAGCCGACGCUCAAGCUUUUACUUGUCACAUAGAUUUCAGGCCAAAAGGCUGAGUGAGAACAAUACGCCCAGACAGAGAUGCAACCAAAAAACAAAAGAAAAAAAGCAGUCAGUGGUGCUACUCAAACUGACAGCAGGUUUGCAGCUGUAACAGUUUUCUGUGCGCUGCUGUGACAUUUUAACUUCUUGUGAAAGGUCAAAAUGUACUAGUGCACCAUUGGCAUAGUAAUUGGCUUUUCCUCUUGUGGGACUGGAUGUUUGAGGAGAUUUUUCUGGAAUCCCCGAUUAUUUUCUCACUGGCAGGAUAAAUAAAGAAAACUCCGAUGCACUUAAUUUUGCUUCUGCUUUCCAGACGAAACAGUACUUAUUCAGCUUCCAGAUGUAAUGUACUUGUGCAGCAACCUGAGCACUUGAAACUAGAGGUCACAUUUUACGCAUCGUGCAGCAGGGACAUUCAAAGCCAAAAGAUUUAUGCUUUUCAAGAAUUCAGACCAGAUUUGACAAAAGCCCAUAAAGCGAUGAAGAACUAUUGUUUCCCAAGACAAAGUUUGCAAAAGAAAAAGUGACUCUGUGCUAUAUUCUGCCUGUCUGCUCAACUGUAACUCAUGUUAAUUAUUGCAAGGCAAGAGCACAUGCCCCUGGGUCUGUGAUGUUCAGAGCAGACCAUGCGUAGAGAGGGGAAGAGAAAAAAAACGAAAAAAGAGAGAGCGUAGAUGUGAGAGCGAUGGGAAAUUAAUGUGCGUUCAAAUCAAACACAAGCUAACGAAAUCUGACAGUCAAAAUCUAACAAGGGCAUAUUUGUUUAGAUAGCCUGGUGAAUUAUGCAAACUCCCAUUUUCUGUCCCGUCCUCCAGUCAAUCGGAAAAUUCCACGCUAUCUUCCGCGUGGCGGAAAAUGUGUUUUUUCCCAAACUGUAGUCGAUGUGAAUGUCCCGUAGUGCUCGAUGGCAUGAAAGCAGCACCAGAAGCCCUGUGGGAAACUGUCACCAGGGGGCCAAAACAUUGUUUUCAUGGAAUUGUAAAUAGCAAAAAUAGUGAAAAUCUUAAUUUAUACAGUAAAUUAUUGUUAUUUUGUAUGUGAAUGGGAUAUAAUCUAUCUUUUGUAUAAGUGAAGUAUCUUUGUAGUUUUAUUUAAUGUGUCCUGGUUGCAAAAUAAACACUGUAUGCAUGUUUCUUAA
Amphiprion ocellaris (clown anemonefish) is the source of this 4543-nucleotide messenger RNA. It is a transcript of the gene kremen1, whose product is annotated as kringle containing transmembrane protein 1. Lineage: Eukaryota; Metazoa; Chordata; Actinopteri; Pomacentridae. Gene Ontology annotation, biological process: multicellular organism development. Gene Ontology annotation, cellular component: plasma membrane. The transcript has 9 exons. The record is from RefSeq and is a predicted model, not a curated record. Bases 273 to 1703 code for a protein of 476 amino acids.